Molecule: messenger RNA, 3590 nt
Organism: Haliotis rubra (blacklip abalone)
Lineage: Eukaryota; Metazoa; Mollusca; Gastropoda; Lepetellida; Haliotidae
Exons: 7
Coding region: 451-1266 (271 amino acids)
Source: RefSeq, a predicted model, not a curated record
AUUACACUGCAACAGUUGUGGCCGCGACGCCUACAGUUGCAGUGGCAUUCCCUGCUUGUAGACGCCGUUGUUGUAUGCUACUCUGUCACCCCACCACGCGGUUGUUGCAUCGGUUAUAGCAAGGGGCGUGGCUAGUGAUGCAUGAACCGUAACUGCCAAUCACUCGUCAACCACUGCUGUGCCGAAUCUAUCGGUGGGUUCAGUGUUGUGUUUACCGAGGUGCCGUACGUGCAGUGAGCGUCGGAUUCUCACAGAGCGUUACUGUGAACCUUGUGCCCAGUUCUGGAAGUGCUGGUGGAUCUACCCCUCGGUGUACAGGUGUCAGGAAUACUGCAACUACACGUGCUUAUCACACCACACAAGGUUCAGGUUGCCGAGUGACAGUUCCAACUGAAUCAAGCUGAUCACGACGUCGAAGACACAUGUCACUCAGACAGCCACAUCCGCAACAUGAGGCCGGAACAGUCUGAAACCGAGAGUUCGGCAGAUCCUCUACACAUUACCACAUUAACUGAUGACGUAGAACGCAGGGACGAUGUGCCCGUGUUAGCUUGUGAGAAUGGUUUGUGGAAUGGAAUUCAACCCAAACCGAAAAAGCAGCAUUAUGUUAUAAAGAAAAGAUUCUGGAACAUGAGACGUCCCGAGAAGUGUCGAGAGGCUACUAUCCUGACGACUGGUAUUGUGUUGACGUGCAUAGCACUGGGUCUGAUCGUGGCGGGGUCGGCGAGGCUGCGAGAGUGUCAGACUAUCACCAUGGUGAGGCUGAAGCACCCGGUGGGAGAAACCACAGUGGAACACAUCGGGGACGAGUUCUUCACAUACAAUCAGCUGACAUCACUCAACAACUACGCGUUCCACAAGGCCAGCACUCAGUCCUCCACCGACCUGACGGCUGAUUUCAAACCGGAAGAGGACGGGGAUGCCGUGUUGGCCGUGGACGGCAGCAUCAGCACCUGCUCAAGAACAGACGCUGAGACCGACCCAAAGUGGCAGGUGGAUCUGAGUCGUUUGAUCGCCGUACGGAGCAUCAGGAUAUUCAGCAGUAAUACCAGUGUUCUCCACGAUUUUGACGUGUACCUCGGGGUUGCGCCACACGCCAGUCACAAGAAACUGUGCUUUCAUCACCAAGGCAUCGUACAAUCUCGUGACACACGGAUAGUGUGUGACGAAGCAAUGAGUGGAAGGUUUCUGACGAUCGUUCUACGAACUAGUGGCUACAAGCUGGAACAUUUAGUAUUGUGUGAAGUCAUGGUAUUUGGAAGGUGACGUCAUACACGUGACAUGCGAUGUCGUACGAAGUUCUUGUCAGAUACACUUGGAUGACACAGGAGUGAAACCUGAAUGACGGAGGACAUGUUUCAAAGAAGUCAGACUGACCCUGUUCAGUGUCAUCAGUGCUGCCCAACGGCGCCAAAGACAUGAUGUCUUGUCGAAAGACCUCGCUGCCUUUCUGUCGGUGUUGCUUUUGACAUAUGUAUACUGAGACAGUUCGGUAUGGAGUUUUGACAUCUGCUUCCUAAAGCGGAAGGAAGUAUAUUGUGCUUUGUAUAACUUUACCAGACUGUACACACUAGAGACUGUACUCAUAUAGUGCAAAACUGCACCCAUGUUGUACAGAAGUACGUGACAUUACUGCACGCAAAUCAACUGUAAAGGCCGUGUGAUGCUACAGUAACAUAUUAUUGUCACAAACAAAACCAUGAUGGAGACCCUGCCAUGCGAUCCUGGAACUUCAUUUAGCAGGUCGUAUACAUCCGUGUAUAUGUAGGAACAGAUGCCUUCUGUGUGUUUUAAUCGCAGCAUUUUGUGCGACCAACGGGAUAUGAUCAUAUACUUCAUGUCAAUAUUAUUUUUCAAAAUCCGGUGUAUAUAUUUUGUAUCAUGUGUUUUAUAUUGUCAAUUAACAUGAUCCCCAAAAUGCUUGAAGGAUGGUCUUGGUUCUACCUUGAAAGAAGUCGACAUGCUAUCAUUAGAUCUGAUUGCGUAUUGUGUUUCUUCACUUGGUCAAAUUGUUACAGGUCACGUAUAACAAUUACUUAUUUUCUCUUUCUCGUCUGGCGGUAUGUCAGAUAAAGCCCGACCCUUAAUUUAACCUGGCUAAGCAUGCAUUGUAUUUGCCCAAGGGUUACAUGUAACAUAUGUAAGGGAGCCUUGCACGUGUCAGGAUGUCUUCAAUGGUCUCCAUGGUUACAAGUAACUGUCCUACGUUGAACGAGUUUGAAUGUUUUCAUACAUAUGACCGCCUUGAGACACGUUGCUUUUCUAACACCUGUACGUGCUGAAGGUUGUUUGUUGUUUGUCAAAAACAGGUUUCUUGGCUACUCUGUCUCGAUUCCAGUACAUUCGUGUCGAGAUACGUGUUUGGUGCUACCAAUCAUGUCGUAGUUCCUUCAUGACAUGCUCGACUUCCCAAUGUAUCUAUCUUCCCUCUAUUGCAAUACAUAUCCGCAAGCCCAAGUUCCGUCGUCACAUCAAUUUCUCUUAUCCUACAAAAAAUUGGAUUUCUGUAGCCCAUCAGUGUAAUUACACUGAAUAUGUUUUAGUUCCAUGUCAUUUGAUUCGGUCUCAAUACGUGUAGGUCAGGUAGAAAAUUGUUUCAGGGCAUUUAUCACAACAGAAGGAAGAUAUCAUAACUUGGGUAGUCGAGGAUUGUUUCGUGGUUGCCUUUUAAAUGUUCAUUAUAACAAAAGCCUGUGGUGUAAAUAUAGUCUUUUGUACGGAACAAGACUUUGUUUUUGGCAGAAUUAACACAUAUUAGUUGUGCUUUGCUUAAUGUUUUUUUAAGCUAUGAUUUAUAAGUAAUUCUGGAGUCGCACAGCUGAACCAACAGAUGCCGUUGUUGUUGUCUCAUUUAACUGUAGAGUUAAGGGUUUAUCAGAUUGUCAUGCCUAUGACCCAAAACUUACUGGACAAAGCAUAGUUCCCUCAUGACUUCAAAAUACCUUCAUGUGUUUGAUACGAAAUCCACAAACAGACAAUAAACCUUGAUCCGUCAUCAAUGCAUUUACAACACUGUCAGUGUUGGUCACACAGUGCUGACACGCUGAGAUACAACAAAUAUUCUGUUGUAAUACAUGGUAAGCCAUCUCGAUGUCGUGUGACAGUUCUGCCAAAUGGAAACUUGAAAUCCUUCAAAUGUCACCAAGCUCUGUCCCACCGUCAUGGGACUAAGGUGAAAAAUGAAAUGACAGUGUUGACAUUUAUGUUAACAUUCUCGUGCAAUAACAAUAUUACAUGUUGUUUUGGUGCCAAUGCUGAUGAUGAUAACAAAUGUUGAAGAAUGUUUCUCUGAUGUUCCUUAAAGACUGAUUGUUUAAUUAUCCAACUCAUUCAAACGUUUAACCAACAUAACCUGUUUUGACAAUGACUCAUUCGGUUUUAGAUUUCGCGUUCGAAUAAAGUGUACUUAUUUCAAAUAUUGUUACACAUUUCAAUAUUUCCAUUGCCUUCGAAUUUUAUACAACUUAACAGGGUACUAACACCCUCCUCAAGCAUAUUACAAAACAAUAUCGUACAUUCGACUGCUUCUCUCCAUUCUUUGUAUGAAGAAACUAUGAUGAAAUUUACAUUUAAUAAAACUGUACAAAGGA